AUGAGCAGUUCAAGCCUCUACGAACCCGAUGAAGACGAAGAAGCGUCCUAUUCUGAUUUCCAAUAUGAAUACUCCAAAUCGAGAACCCCCGUAUCGCGACCGUCCUCGCAGAUUCAGCACUCGAGACUCUCUUCCCUUCCCCCAUCAGAACGGGGCUACGGCGAUGCCCGAAUCCCCAGAGAAGGGCGGUUCGAGGUCAUCGAGUAUCUAAAUGGGAAGCUGUCGAGUAAUUCCAUAGAAGCGUACACUAAGACUCUCGAUGAGAUUAUCAGUGAUGGCACACCGAGCGCUGCGUCUCUGGGUGAAGCCAGUUAUAGGAGCACCCAGAACGGUGUUGUUACGUGGACAGCCCGGGAGAAGGAGAUACUCUUCAGCGUCCUAGAUCGAAAGGGGAAGAAUGGAAUUAGGGAAAUUACGGAUGCAAUCGGGUCAAAGUCAGAGCUGGAAGUGCUGGAUUAUCUAAAGCUCUUACACAGGGGCAUGGAACGUCAGCAUUUGCUGAAUCGUCAUAGCGGAGCAAUCGUCCUGGGUGACAUGCCAGCCGCAGCGGAGAUCAGCAAAGAGUGCUGCGAGGCACUGAAUGAAUAUGCCGCCUUACUGCGUCUCCAAGAACAGGUCUCCAUAGAUGUCAGUGGAAGGAAAAAGCACAAGGAUUUCUGGCUCAUAAAUGCACAGAAAGCGAGAGAGAUAGAGGAACAAGUUCAGAAGCACGAUGAUCCAGGUGAACUACACUAUUCGAGUACCUUCCUCUCUGCUAGUUUAUUCAAGCUACCUGCAUGGAUUCACCUCUCAGAACGGUUUUUUAUGAACGCUGGGGGUUCACGGUUUGAAGAUAACUGGGUAAAUAUUGCCUUUGAAGAUGAGUCCCCAUCUAUCACUGCUGAUGCAUUUGCCGAUUUCUACGCCCUUACCAUUAGCAUCACGCGACGCUUGAUCCAAUCUUCACUUUUCAUGGCCAUGUCGAGAAUCCACAAUAUGCGGGAGAGCGGCCACUCUAGGGCCCAGGUUAUCAAGAGAUGUGACGUUAAGACAGCUCUAGACGUGCUAAAUAUGAAGCACGACCAUACUGACUUCUGGCCUGGUCUACCAAGAAGAUACAGCCUCGAUAUUAUAGAUGUUCGCCAUCGAAAGGGCUUCAAGUCUAGGCGCCUAAGUAUUAGUGAAGCCGAGGAUAUGCUCUCGUCUAAAACAAAGCACAGAAGACAAAGGAGCCUUUCCAGAUUACCCUCUGAGAGUGGGUCGGAGGACGACGCAGACUACAACGACAACGACAACGACAACGACCAUAAUGAGGAAUACAUAGGGGAUGAUGGUGACAGCCAGUCAGAAUAUGCUGCGUCAUCAAUUGCUACAGAUGAUCCUGCGUCGGAUUCAGAGAAGCAGUCAGAUUUCGAAGUUGAACACGCUGACAGUGUUGACCAAAGAACCAGUUUCGUGGAAGAACAGCGGCUCUGGGACUUGAUGGAGCGGCCAGGGCCGCCUUCCUUCCAACCAGUCGUUAAGGAAGAAGACGACAACGAUGACAGCAAGACGUUACGCAAACCAAUCAGUGAACGUAAGACGAAACAGGACCUGCUUGACUGGCGGGACAUCAUGUUAUACCGAAGCGAAUGGGAAACCUACGGACACGAAAUCCUCAAAGUAAAUGAGGAGAUUGCUGAGAACAGACGUAAGAGGAGACGCCUCGAUUCACAGUCUAAUGCUUCAGUAAGCGCUGGGGUGGGAGCGAGUUCCGAUUCUCGUGGGAACGAGAGUGAUGCCGGUGCUGAAACUGAAGCAAACGAGUCUCGUCCUUUAUCUGCUCCUGGUGGCCAUUCUGAGAGGGCUAAUGGCGAAGAUGCCAACUCCUUUGACAACGAGAAUGACGACGAUGGCAUGAAUCUGGAUGAAUCUGAACCCGGACCUCAGCCUGAGCCCGAGUUGCUUGACCAUGAUAGCCAAAAUUUAAAGUCCGAGGACGCGGUCCAAUACUGCCGGACGGAUGAUGAAAUGAAAAAGGAGGAAGAAUAUUCUGGCUCUGGUGAGGAAUAUCUCUGA
Monascus purpureus is the source of this 2037-nucleotide messenger RNA. The record is from the annotation of a GenBank genome assembly. Lineage: Eukaryota; Fungi; Ascomycota; Eurotiomycetes; Eurotiales; Aspergillaceae.